This is a messenger RNA of Ostreococcus tauri, 420 nucleotides long. RefSeq names its product Zinc finger, HIT-type. Gene Ontology annotation, cellular component: nucleus; pre-snoRNP complex. The transcript is spliced from 2 exons. The record is from RefSeq and is a predicted model, not a curated record. Bases 1 to 420 code for a protein of 139 amino acids. Gene Ontology annotation, biological process: snoRNA localization; box C/D snoRNP assembly; maturation of LSU-rRNA from tricistronic rRNA transcript (SSU-rRNA, 5.8S rRNA, LSU-rRNA). Lineage: Eukaryota; Viridiplantae; Chlorophyta; Mamiellophyceae; Mamiellales; Bathycoccaceae.
AUGCCCGCGACCGCGACGUGCGUCUCGUGCGAGACCGAUCGAUCGAAUUAUAAGUGUCCGACGUGCCGCGCGCCGUAUUGCUCGGUGAAGUGCUUCAAAACGCACAGAGAGACGCCGUGCGCAAAACCUUCCGUCGCCGAACCCGCGGUGGAGAAGCCGGCGGCGGAGAUCGAGAGAAACGCUCCGGUGAGACGAUUUGAGGAAGAUUCGGAGGACGAGCUCGGGUCGCGACUUCGACGCGACGCGUUGGAGCGAAUCGCGACGAGUGAGCGCGUUCGGGAGCUGCUGAGAGAUAGUCGGAUACGCGCGGUGGUGCGAGCGAUCGACGACGCGCAAGACGGCUCGCGGGCGUUGGAGUUGGCGAGGGAGGAUCCGGAGUUUCGCGCGUUUACAGAGACGCUCCUGGACCAGUUGAACUAG